GAUUUGCUUAGCGUAUAAACGUUAAAAAUGUUAAAAGUUUCCAAUAUUUAUCCCAUAUUAUUGUUAUUUUGGGGACAAUGCGUCCUCCCUCAAGAGGCGCCUCCCUUCCUCGAUAAGUUCUGCAUCCUUUGCAACAAUUCGUGCGAAGAUGGGCCCAAUUUUCAUCGCUGGAUCGUUUCAGAACAAGUCGUAGCUCCCGACAAUUUUGAGCAAGUUGGGAAAGUAAUUAACGGACAAUUUCCUGGACCCACAAUUACCAUUGGGACAUUUCAGCAUUUGGUUGUGCUGGUCGAGAACAGGCUUUCUGUCCCACUAACGAUUCACUGGCAUGGUUUGCAUCAAGAUAGAACUGUCGCUGCGGAUGGGGCAGGUUUCGUCACACAAGCCGACAUCCCACCCAAUGGAAAGUACACUUACUGCAUGUUUAUUGAAGAUGAACCUGGAACUCAUAUGUACCACGCUCAUACGGACAUCGACAUAAUUUGGAUUCACGGGGCACUCAUCGUCAAAGACAACAAUCCACCAAUCUGGGCAAAGACUCGGGAUGCGGGCAAGUAUCACUACGACGAAGAGCGGCUCCUCAUUCUGGAACAACUUUAUCACGAACCUGUCGAACGUUUCGUGCAAUCUUUGACCACGGCAGGAGUACCGCGGCCAGCAACGCAGAGUCUCAUGAUUAAUGGGCAAUCAUUCGGAGUGUGGCCAACCGGCAAUUCUAACGCCGAAGGAUACUCCCUUAUCAGCGUGCAGCGAAUGAAAACUUAUCGAUUUCGAAUAAUUAAUUUGUCUUCCGAGUUAAUGUUUCGAUUUGAGAUUGAAGACCAUUCCAUGACCGUGAUUGAGAUGGACGGCAUAAUCUGCGUUCAAAGUCAAAGUUGACCACGUGGAUAUUCACGCCGGCCAGAGAUACUCCGUUCUUGUCAGGAUGGAUCAGCCCGUAGGAAAUUAUCUCACCCACAUCGUACAAAAUCCUGGACCAGGACCGUUAAAUGGGGUCGCCAUCUUGCAUUACGAACAUGCCGCUGAUCCAACGCCACUACGCAAAAUGUCACGACCAGGUGCUUCCACUCCCAUCGUGACGGAUGAGUGGAUCGUAUCCCAACUCUGGCCUAAUCCAAUCUUAAAGCAGAGCCGAGUCUAUCCCGUUCCAAAAAGGGUGGACAGGACGAUUAUGAUAGAUUUCCAAACGCGAAUUGUCGGUGGGUUGGCGAUAAUUCUAAUCAACGGCCACCAGUUCCGGAACCCAGAAAGGUCUUACUUGGACCAAAUCAGAGAUGGCGUAAAUGUGACGGAUAAUCUGCAAGUUUUUGAGAUUUUGCAGGGACAGCACAUUCAAUUUAUCAUGCAGGUGCAAUAAUACGUAUCUGAACAUGCAUAAUUUGCAAAUUAGAUACUCUCCAUUCACGCAGGGUUGAACUUUUACAGAAAUUUGGAAUUCUGAGAAACGGCUUUCGUCCGAAUAGCUUGAGGCAAUUUGAGACUGGCAGUGGCGAAGUUUCUCAGAAUUCUAAAUUUCUGUAAAAGUUCAACCCUGCGCGAGUAUAUCCUCACAUCUCUAACUAAUCUUAAGUAUGUAUGUUCUCACGUAUUUAUAUUAGAAUCGGGCUAUAAACCCUAACGGAAUCUGCGCAACGCACCCAUUUCACUUUCAUGGUUCGUGGCCAACUUAAUAUUAUAAACGAGCUCAAUCAUGAUAAAUUACGUAACUUUCACAACUUAAAUACCAGUGUGAAUUAAAUUCAAGUCACUUACUGCUCCAUUUAUUAUUAGAGUUCCAAACGAUCCACGAUUACAUUAGCCGAAUCGGCCGAAUUAUUGUAUUAUUUACGACCAGCUUAUUGUAUUUUGGCGUCAAAAUCAUUCAAUUUUUCAAAUUCUAAACACCUAAUUGAAUGAGUUUUACGCCAAAAUAAAAUAAAGUGGUCUUAAAUAAUAUCAAUAAUAUAAUAAUUCGGUCGAUUCGGCUAAUAUAAUCGGGGACCACUCGAAACUCAAACAACAAAUGGAGCAGUAUAAUAAUAAAUAGGACGCUACUUUUACGUUGCCGCAACCGGUCCGGACCUGUUUGACCCGGAAAGAGACGGACCACUGAUCGAUGAAAAUGUGCGAGCGUCAGGGGGACGGCUGGAAUUUCGUGAUGUUUUCGUCCAAUAUCCGGAACACACCAAUUCCACCCUGGCUGCAGGGGAAGGCUGUGGAUGGGUGGCCAUUCGACUAAUUGCCAACAAUCCGGGCAUCUGGCUAACUCAUUGUCACAUAACGUCACACAUGCUGGUAGGAAAAAUGUUUGUUAUUUGGGAACAUAGCGACCUGAAUCCCAUCCUCCUUGGAGAAUGAAUGAUGCAUAUUCUGGUAUAUGUAAAAUCAUGAAAAGAUGUGAACAAUAUGUAGCAACUUUUAAAAGCCAAAUUAGAAGAUCCAUUUUAUGAGCUAUCGGAAAUAAAUAUUCCCAGGCAAUGAAUUUGA
Molecule: messenger RNA, 2466 nt
Organism: Folsomia candida
Lineage: Eukaryota; Metazoa; Arthropoda; Collembola; Entomobryomorpha; Isotomidae
Product: laccase-2
Exons: 7
Coding region: 28-879 (283 amino acids)
Molecular function (GO): copper ion binding; oxidoreductase activity
Source: RefSeq, a predicted model, not a curated record